This is a messenger RNA of Zootoca vivipara (common lizard), 2894 nucleotides long. The record is from RefSeq and is a predicted model, not a curated record. Lineage: Eukaryota; Metazoa; Chordata; Lepidosauria; Squamata; Lacertidae.
CCGCGGGGCGGGAGAAAGAGUUAAGCUAGUCCUCGACCUCACUCUUUUCGGUUCGGGCCGAGACUCGAGCGAGGCGCCAGGAGCGAGCGGAGGCUUCUUUCGACGCUCUACACAUCCGGACAACCCGCCGCCAUUAUGGUGAAGCUCGCCAAGAACGUUAAAAGCCUGCCUAAACAGAAGAAAAUGGCUCCUCCUCCAAAGGAUGUGGACGACAGUGAAGAGGAGGAAUCAUCAGAAGAGGAGGAGAGCAGUGAGGAGGAGAUGGUUCCCCAGAAGAAAGCAGUUACCCCAGCAAAAGCAGCAGCCAUAGCUACUCCCAACAAAAAAGCAGCAACUCCUGGGAAGAAGGUAGUGGCUACCCCAGCCAAAAAAGCUGUGGCUACUCCAGCAAAGAAAGCCGCUACUCCACUGAAGAAGACGCCGGUUCCUGCCAAAGGAGCAAAAAAUGGGAAGAACGCCAAGAAAGAAGAGAGUGAAGAUGAGGAAGAUGAGGAGGAUAGCGAGGAGGAUGAAGAUGAAUCUGAGGAGGAGCCUGCAGUGCCAGUGAAGAAAACUGUGCAGGCAGCAGGAAAAAAGCCUGUGGCCACUGUAGCUGCUAUAUCAGCCAAACAAGAGUCUGAGGACGAUGAAGAUGACGAAGAUGAUGAGGAGGACGAUGAAUCUGAAGAUGAGCCCAUGGAGAUCACCCCAGCAAAAGGGAAAAAAGCUGUGCUUGCAAAAACCGCACCAGUAAAAGUCACACCCGCUAAACUCUCCAAAGAAGAUUCUGAGGAUGAGGAAGAUGAUGACGAGGAGGACGAUGAAGACGAAGAGGAGGACGAUGAAGAGGAGGAAGAGAACGUGAAAGAAAUGUCUGGAAAAAGAAAGAAGGAAAUGGCCAAGCAGAAAGGAACCCCAGAUGCCAAGAAAAAGAAAACUGAAGAACCUGCCUUCUCCAUCUUCAUGGCCAACCUGAAUGCAAACAAAGACUUUGAGGAACUGAAAGUUGCAAUCAAGGAUUUCUUUGCCAAAAAGGAUCUUGAAGUGCAAGAAGUCAGAAUUGGAAACUCAAAGAAGUUUGGAUAUGUGGAUUUCUCGUCGGAAGCUGAUGUGGAUAAAGCACUUAAGCUAAAUGGAAAGAAAUUCUUGGGCUUGGAAAUAAAACUGGAAAAAGCAAAGACCAGGGAGUGCAUCCAAGAGAACAAGAAAGAGAGAGAUGCAAGGACUAUCUUUGUGAAGAACCUUUCUUACAGUAUAACCCAAGAAGACCUGCAAGAAGUUUUUGACAAUGCCCUGGAAGUCAGGCUGGUGUCCAAGGAUGGAAAUAGCAAAGGGAUUGCCUACAUUGAGUUCAAAUCGGAGGCAGAGGCAGAGAAAGCGAUGGAGGAAAAGCAAGGGAUGGAGAUUGAGGGUCGUGCCAUCAUGCUUGACUACACUGGUGAGAAGAGCCAGCAGGAUGGCAGAAAGUCCAGUAAAGGAGCACAGCCAGGUGGAGAGUCAAAGACCCUUGUUGUGAACAACCUCUCAUAUGAUGCGACAGAAGAAUCUCUCCAGGAAGUCUUUGAGAAAGCGGCAGCAAUCAGGAUCCCACAGAACAACCAGGGGAGGCCAAAAGGGUACGCAUUUAUAGACUUCCCCACAACUGAGGAUGCAAAAGAAGCAAUGAAUUCCUGCAACAACACAGAAAUUGAAGGCCGGACAAUCAGGCUGGAAUUCAGCACACCAGGGGGACAAAACAGGAAUUUCAAUGCUAGAGGAGGAUUUGGACAGCAAAGCAAAACACUGUUUGUCAAAGGCUUGUCUGAGGAAACAACAGAAGAAACAUUGAAAGAGUCGUUUGAUGGCUCCGUUGGCGCAAGAAUAGUCACUGACAGAGAUACUGGCUCAUCCAAAGGGCCUCUGCUUUGAGCAUCUCUGUGUAAACUCAACCUUCCUGCCUUCUCAAUGAGCUCCUUCCUGCUGAUAAUCCAGUGGCAGGCUAUGGAUUCGCACGAGAAGAAGAGUAAAACUGCAGCCCUGACCUUGGGUGCCUUGUCUGCUUCAGAUGAGCAACUGUCAUUGCUGUGGGACAACCCUGCAACUUGCCUGCCUGCAGAUUAAUAGCAUGCAGUGCAGCUUGGAGUUAAGUGUGUGGAUAUCUUAAGUCUAGGACGGGGAAGACCACUAUCUGUGCGGCUUUCACAAGUGUAGACUGUUGAUGUCAGAAGCUUCGAGGGUAGAGCAGGAGACUCUUAGUCUCAGGGUUGUAGGUACAGGCUCUACGUUUGGGGAAAUAUUCCUUCAUUUCAGGGCCUGGGCAUUUGAGCAGCAUUGUUUGUAGCCAUGCAGAAAUUAGAACUACCAUACCAGCAUUAAAUGUAAUAUUUAUUGUAGUUCAAUUGCCUUUGAGCACAACCUUAGCUGGUGCUUACCUGCAUUUAAAAACAAACUAAUCUGGCCAUCUUCUACAAGGGAGAUCUGCCUUUUGUAUGCAUUUCCUGGACAGCUGAAAGUUAGCUGAUACCUGGCUUGUUUGCUGCUCUUCUUUCAGGCUAAAUACUUCAAGAGUGCAGAGCAGCUGUUCUGUUGAAGCUUAGUUGUAGUCUAGGGUUGAAAGUCGUGUUUCAGCAGGCAUGUUCUGUCAGCGAACUAAGUUUAACAUCCCUAGUCCCUUUGGCAGGAAGGUGGGCUAGGAAAUUAGAUGCCUCAGGUGCAUUGCAAAUAACUUGGGCAGUCCUCGUUCUACCCAGAAGGGCACCUGUUGUGUCUAUGCUUGUGUUGCUCUCAGUUUUUUGUGGUGCACUGCUUAGAUGUGUGUCAUUUGGCCCUUGAAUUCCUCCAAAGGGAGCUGUAGUGAUGAUUGCAGGUAUUAAAGACCCCUCCAUCCGAAGCAGUUCUUCACCAAUGGUAGAAUGUUGAAACUGUCCCCUGCUCUU